AUGGCAAGCACAGCCCCCCUUACCGCAGCCCAGAAGGUUAUGACUUCAAACCAUCUGAUCACUCAAAUUCUCAUUCAGCAUGAUAAGCUGAACGAUGUGGAUUCCGACGACUUGAGCUACCGCCCCUCGAGUUCCAGCUCUUCGAGUUCCAGCUCCUCGAGUUCCUGCUCCUCGAGCUCUGAAGACGAAGAUGAUGAGCCUUCUCGCUCGCAGAUGUUGCUUAACUAUGCUCGUAUCAACCGGACAUGGUUCUAUGAAUCAAUGUCUCGGCUUUGGGCUCAUGGAACGGCAACAAAGUCCGUCGACCUCAAGCGAGCUUUACGAAAAAUCAGUCGGGCUAGACGGCAGCUCUAUGCCGACCUCAUUCAAAGCGGCUGCCUAUGGAGUCCAGUCAGAGCCAACCACCAGCUGAACAACCGGUUCUAUCGGGGAAUUCAGUUCCCGAAGCUCCGCCACGUGGUAAUUCUGAUCAAACAGGAGAUAAGACAUGGCUUCCAGAUGCCACUUAUCAAUGCGCCGCUCCUGGAAGCGCUCUACAUCCGGCUGGGGGUGAUGACCCAGCCACCACAAGCCGUCAGCUUCACCCCCGUGGCGAGAGCUGGCAACUUUCAGUCACGGGUGGCGAUCCUGCUUGCUGCCCAUAUUCAGAGAGCGCAGCAGAGCUGUCGGCUGGUGGUGAUCGGAGAUGAGCUGCGGGUGAAAGACUCCAUCCGCGCAAGGUGGGAGGUCAGUCUCCCUGGGACCAAGCUCGCUCGUGGGCCCCUUUACAGCGACGAGGAGGGUGAGCUCCUCAAGGACUGGAUCGACCGGCUCAUCUCCGGGCAGGAUGUGGAGCGGGAGGACGGGGAGGAGGAGGAGGAGGUGUGA
Messenger RNA from Penicillium verhagenii, 867 nucleotides. RefSeq lists its product as uncharacterized. NCBI's taxonomy places the organism in Eukaryota, Fungi, Ascomycota, Eurotiomycetes, Eurotiales, Aspergillaceae. Bases 1 to 867 code for a protein of 288 amino acids. The transcript is spliced from 2 exons. The record is from RefSeq and is a predicted model, not a curated record.